AUGGUCGGGCCCCUCAAAAAGGCCCUAGGCGGUCACACCCACCUGCUUGUGGUGGUGGAUAAAUUCACGAAAUGGAUUGAGGUAAGGCCCAUCACCAACAUCCGCUCGCAAGAGGCGAUUGAGUUCUUCCUCGAUAUCGUCUACCGGUUUGACAUCCCUAAUUGUAUCAUCACAGACAACGGAACAAACUUCACCAGAAAGAAGUUCCUGGAUUUCUGUGACGGAUAUGGCAUUAGGGUCGACUGGGCCUCAGUUGGACACCCACGAACCAACAAUCAGGUUGAGCGAGCCAACGGCAUAGUCCUGCAAGGACUCAAGCCGCGCAUCUUCGACCCGCUCAAGGAAUACGCCGGACGAUGGGUUGCAGAGCUUCCAGCAGUCCUCUGGAGCCUGAGAGCGACCCCGAACCGGUCAACGGGGUUCACCCCCUUCUUCCUGGUAUACGGCUCGAAAGAGGUACUGUCAUCUGACCUCGACUACGGCACUCUAAGGGUGAAGGCGUUCGACCCUGACCGAGUUGCGGAGGCUCAACAGGACACGAUCAACUUGCUCGAGGAGGCACGCGAGAUGGCACUCAUCCGCUCUGCCCGCUACCAGCAAACUCUUCACAGAUACCAUGAAAGGAAGAUUUGGGGAAGAACCCUCAAGGCCAGAGACCUCGUACUUCGAAGGACCCGAGCGACCAAGGACAAGCACAAGCUUUCUCCGCCAUGGGAAGGAUCGUACACAGUGGCCGAGGUGAUCCGACCACGCGCCUACCGACUGAAGGACGAAGAUGGCAACAUCCUCACUAACACUUGGAACAUCAAGCAGUUAUGUUGCUUCUUUCCCUAA
Setaria italica (foxtail millet) is the source of this 834-nucleotide messenger RNA. RefSeq lists its product as uncharacterized. Gene Ontology annotation, molecular function: nucleic acid binding. The record is from RefSeq and is a predicted model, not a curated record. The transcript has a single exon. Gene Ontology annotation, biological process: DNA integration. NCBI's taxonomy places the organism in Eukaryota, Viridiplantae, Streptophyta, Magnoliopsida, Poales, Poaceae. Bases 1 to 834 code for a protein of 277 amino acids.